Mucor velutinosus is the source of this 273-nucleotide messenger RNA. RefSeq lists its product as uncharacterized. Bases 1 to 273 code for a protein of 90 amino acids. Lineage: Eukaryota; Fungi; Mucoromycota; Mucoromycetes; Mucorales; Mucoraceae. The transcript has a single exon. The record is from RefSeq and is a predicted model, not a curated record. Gene Ontology annotation, biological process: mitochondrial respiratory chain complex IV assembly. Gene Ontology annotation, cellular component: mitochondrial intermembrane space.
AUGAGCAACAGUAACAGCACGACUCCCACAGCAGACAAAGCACCCGCCAUCGAGCAAGUAGAAGAAGAGGACGACGACCCCUACAACGCGAGAAUCGAGAAAACUGGCUGCUAUCAAGAAAACGAAGAUUUGCAAUUGUGCUUUUUUGAUACAAAAGACUGGAGAAAAUGCAAAAAGGAAAUGCAAGCAUUUCGAGCAUGUUUUAUAAAGAAUACCAGCAAUGCUGGCAGUAAGGAACUGAUUGAAUCUGCUCAACAUCCACAGGAACUGUAA